Messenger RNA from Vespa velutina, 3670 nucleotides. Its product is annotated as methylmalonic aciduria and homocystinuria type D homolog, mitochondrial. The coding region runs from base 160 to 1029 and encodes 289 amino acids. The record is from RefSeq and is a predicted model, not a curated record. Gene Ontology annotation, cellular component: mitochondrion. Gene Ontology annotation, biological process: cobalamin metabolic process. NCBI's taxonomy places the organism in Eukaryota, Metazoa, Arthropoda, Insecta, Hymenoptera, Vespidae. The transcript is spliced from 6 exons.
UUUCGUAUUUGGCACCACUAAGUUAAGUUCAUUGACAAAGUUAUAUGAUAUACAUAACAAAUUUAACGAAGUUCGACGAGAAGAGAAAGGAGAUAACUUUCUGUGCGCAUAUUGUUUUUGAAUAACGAAUUUUUCGUCCAGUAUGUAAAUUGCUUUUCAAUGAUGUUUUGUGUAAAAUACGUGGGAAGAAAGAAUAACCUGAAAUCUUUUAAUGUAGCCUAUCAAGCUUUCUAUUCUCGACGGAGCAGCGACAAUAAUACAACGUUGUAUAAAAUCAUCAAUGCAAAUGGAGAAUCCAUCGAUGCAACUGAUAAUGGUGAAUUUGAAACUAACAACAAUUGGGAAUUGUUGACACCAAGAGGAUUUAGAUUUUAUUUACCAGGUAGCAUAGGUCCUGGUUGGGUAAAUUCAUCUACUACUACUCAUAUCAAAACAGAAUUCAUUACCAUUACCCAAAAUGAUUCUAAUAACGUUAAUGUAAAGAAAGAUGCUAAUACCGUUAAUGUAAAGAAAAAUUAUAAAAGAUUAAAAAAGAAAUCUUAUAUAAAACGACCAUUGUUACAUUGUACUGCCCAAGAAUGUCCGCUUCUAUUAAGGAAGGGCAUCGAAGAAUUGUUUUCUGGUUGUUUGGAUGUAAGUGCUGCACAAUUAACUAUUGUGACUAUAAGUCAAAAAUCUGAUUUUAAAACAUUAAGAUGGAGUAAAAUAACUGAAACUGAGAAAUUGGCAAAAUAUUUUGUAUUAGCUGCAUCAGAUAUUUGUACGAGAUUAAAAAUGAUUGGAUAUUGGGCAGAUUUCAUUAAUCCAUUUAGUGGACAACCAUAUUUUAGUUCUCUGAAAACGAAUACUCUUUACACAACCGAUGAACGGUUUAGAUGUUUAGGUUUUAAAAUAAAAGAUAAAAAUAAUUGCAAAAUUAUUACUUAUGAUAAUAACGUAUCAAACUUUAUAGGUAGCUUAUAUACAACAGCUCCAGCAAGCAUGGAAUUUUUGAAGGAAAUUAUGAGCAACAUCAACACAGAAUUCUAGUAAAUAAAAUUAUAUCAUCACUCACUUCAGCUAAAGAAUUGUGAUCAACGGCAGCUAUAAUUACUGGCGAAUCACCGCGCACGCUAAAUCCGAAACCUUCACCGUCUGGUCCUCUUUGAAGUUGAACGUUUCUCGGUGCGGUCCAAUGCCUUUUUGCAGAAAAUAUAGCUACUGGUCCCAAUGAUCUAAAUAGAUCCUCAACUCCAUGUUGGCCAAAAUCCGGAUGUGUGAUGCUCAAUUGAAAUUUAGUAGACGCUAUAUAUUAAUGCAAUUAUUAUUUACAUAUUGUGAUAUUAUUUUUAUGUAAAAAAAAAAAAAAAAAAAAAAAGAAAGAAAGUAGAAUGAUAUAUUUUAUACUUACCAAUGAUAUCUGGGGGAUCUAAUAAUUCCCGAAAAUCAUCUUCGUCGCCAAUUUUAUUAUACAUAUCGAGCGUGGCUUCGUGUCCUUUUUUCAAGACCUUCGCCAGCGCCUGUUUGCCUUUCAAUUCUCUGCACAUUCUUUGUAGCCGUUGGCUUUCCUCGUGCAAAACCAGAGCUUCCCUUAAAUGUGCUUUUCCUGUGUUCGUAAAAAAAAAAGAAAAAAAAAAAAAAAGUUAUUAAACGAAAAACAAAAAGAAACAAAAUUUAAUAUCGUAUACGUAUCAAAACGUAUCAUUACAUUUAUAACGUAUUAAUUAAUUAAUUAAUAUUAAAUUUGAUUAUAUUUAUAAAAUGUAUUAGCUUUGUACAUAUAUUGAAACAAACUAUAUGAUUAAGUCUUUAUAAAUUUUAUAUAUAUAUAUAUAUAUACAUACAUUUUUUUUUCUUUUAAUUUAGUAAACCAUUUAAAUUUAGUAUCUCGUUAAGUAUUUUUAUCGAAGACAAUAAACCGCAUUUUCGAAAUUUAAACUUUGUUUUAUUAUAGAAAAUGCAAAAUUGAUAUAAUUCAUGAUAAUCAAAUCAAAACACUGAUCGAGAAUAACAAAUAUUGCAAAAUUCUCUAUAAUAAUAAAGAUAUAAAAAUUUAUGGGGAAAAAAAAAAAAAAAAAAAAAGAACUAUCAACUUAACGAGCAUUUAAUAAUAUUUAUUCAUAAUAUUAUUAAUAUUUGAUAGUAUUACUUAUCGGCAGAAACAUUUGAAACAAUUAAAUAUUAAUAGGACGAUUUUUCUUAGAAAAAAAAAAAAAAAAGUAAUAAACCAUAAUCAAUAUACCUAAAAGUUUUCUUUCGUUGUCAUCUCUAGGCACGGUAACUUCCAAUUGCGUUUUCCCAUCGCUCUUUUGAAUAUGUUCCAAUGUUAGUUUCGUUUCUACUCGAAAUUCAGCUAUCGGUCUAUCAAGUAAACCAGCAGCUAAAUGUUUGUGAGCGAGUGCUAAAUGAUGCUCGCGUUUAACCAAUAUCAAAGAGAUCCAAGUUUCUGGGACAUAAUCACGAACUGGUUCCCGAGAUAUCAGGGCGUGAACGUCGUUAUAAACAGCGGCAACCUUUAAUGCGAUUCAAUAGGAUGAUAUAUAAAUUAUUAAUUAAUUAUAGAUUUAUUGAAAUUAUCGUGGGGAAAAAAAAAACAAGAAACAAUUUACUUGUGCAGCUUCUUGAGCUAAAUCCAAGGAAAUGUCGAUAGUUCUUCCUUCUCUCGAUUGUAGUUCCAACUUUUCGAACAGACAUUCCCUCGCUUGUGCCUGAAAUAAAAGAUUCGAAUAAAUAAAUAAAUAAAUAAAUAAAUAUAUAUAUAUAUAUAUAUAUAUAUAUAUAACAUGAAUACUGACGAUCAGCAAAAUAUCUUCGUAUUUUAGAAAAGUAUAUCGUAAAAUUUCAAUGAAAUCGAUUCAACGAUAUCGUUAAUUUUCAACUAGAAUAAUUUUUACAAUAAAUUAAUUCCAAUUUAUUUUUCGAGAUUUUAAAGAAGACGUUCUUUACAUUUCACAAAUGAUUCGAAUGUAUUAUUUCUAUAAAAUCGAUUAAUUAAUUUCGAAAAUAAAUGCGUUUGUAAUGAAAUAUUCGGCAUUCGGAAAAUUUUCAAACGAUCGUAUUGAAAUUUUGAACUAUAUUAUCCACCUAAUGAUAUACGAAUAAUCUAUAAAAUUGUAUGAAAUUUACUUCGAUCAAUUUUUUAUCAUAGUUAAAGAAAUUUUACUAAGCACGUCGGAUAUGCAUGCUAUAAAAUCGUAUAAUAAGUAUACCAGCAUUAAUUGAACGAGCAUUUCAAGCAUGUCAGGUCCAAGAUCCAUGCUCGGUGCAUUGGUAAAAUUUUCAUGAAUAUAUCGAAAUGUUCCAGCGGCUCUAAGAAAAGCAUCGACUGCUUGAUCUAACCCACGAGUAGAGUGUCUGUCUUGUUUAGCGGCCAACUGUGUGUAAAGUGCGCCAGCAUUGAACAGAAUCGAUGCCUUUUCAAAUGCAACAGUACGUUGACGACUUGGUACGCCAGUCAAAGAAUCGAACCACUCGAAAUGUAUUCCAAGACUUCUGUCAGGUGGAAAAAAGCGUCUUUCGAUGAAAUAAAGCUGAUUAUAAUAACGCAAAAGCAGGGCUAUACCUGCUGCGUCUCUUGUCGGUGUUCUCGUUGCCUUAAAAAGAAAAGAAAAGGAAAAAAAAAAAGAAAUAAUAUAAAUUUAAGUUAAUAUAGAGUUAAAGAGUUUAAGUAAAAAAAAAAAAAAAAAAAAAA